AUGGAGACGGAGUCCCGGGCGCAGACAACAAAUCAAACACAGACAGAUUCAUUAUCUCCAUCCCCCAAUCCUGUAUCACCUGUGCCUUUGAAUAAUCAAACAAGUGCCCCGAGAUACGGAACCGUGAUCCCUAACCGCAUCUUCGUAGGAGGAAUUGACUUUAAGACAAAUGAAAAUGAUUUAAGAAAAUUUUUUUCCCAGUAUGGGUCUGUAAAAGAAGUGAAGAUUGUUAAUGACAGAGCCGGAGUAUCCAAAGGGUAUGGUUUCAUCACUUUUGAGACUCAAGAAGAUGCACAAAAAAUCUUACAAGAGGCUGAAAAACUUAAUUACAAAGAUAAGAAACUGAACAUUGGUCCAGCAAUAAGAAAACAACAAAUAGGGAUUCCUCGUUCCAGUAUAAUGCCUGCUGCUGGAACAAUGUAUCUGACCACGUCGACUGGAUACCCUUACACUUACCACAACGGCGUGGCUUACUUCCAUACUCCAGAGGCUGCUUCUGUCCCGCCGUCUUGGCCUUCACGGUCCAUAUCUAGUUCUCCCGUGAUGGUAGCACAGCCGGUUUAUCAGCAACCUGCAUAUCACUACCAGGCCCCGGCACAGUGUUUACCAGGGCAGUGGCAGUGGGGGGUUCCCCAGUCCCCUGCCUCUUCUGCUCCAUUCUUAUAUCUGCAGCCGUCGGAGGUUAUUUAUCAGCCAGUAGAAAUCGCACAAGAUGGUGGCUGUGUUCCUCCUCCACUGUCUCUGAUGGAAGCUUCCGUCCCAGAGCCGUACUCUGACCAUGGAGUCCAAGCAGCAUACCACCAGGUCUAUGCUUCCAGCGCCAUUAUGCCUGCACCUGUGAUGCAGCCUGAGCCAAUUAAAGAACCAAGGUUACAUUCUGUGAGAAGAAGCUUUUCCCAUCCUUCAUCUGUGGCUUUGAAACCUCGAUACUCUCGAAGCCCACACUUUGAUCCUAGAAAAGAUUUCAGAGCAGAGGACUCAGUUUCCAGGCCACCUUCCUGUACUGACUUUGUUAAGUAG
Molecule: messenger RNA, 1020 nt
Organism: Chionomys nivalis (European snow vole)
Lineage: Eukaryota; Metazoa; Chordata; Mammalia; Rodentia; Cricetidae
Gene: Boll
Product: boule homolog, RNA binding protein
Exons: 11
Coding region: 1-1020 (339 amino acids)
Molecular function (GO): RNA binding; protein binding
Source: RefSeq, a predicted model, not a curated record